Molecule: messenger RNA, 585 nt
Organism: Fusarium subglutinans
Lineage: Eukaryota; Fungi; Ascomycota; Sordariomycetes; Hypocreales; Nectriaceae
Exons: 2
Coding region: 1-585 (194 amino acids)
Source: RefSeq, a predicted model, not a curated record
AUGAUACCUCGUAACGAGCCGACAACCAACGUCUCAGCCAAACGACGUUGUGUAUCUCAAGACCCCGAUGCUCCCUCAGAUAUCAUCACCACGAUGGAGGAUUUACGUUUGCAGAUUGUUGAGCUGAGGCAACGACAAAGAGACGAGCAUGCCGGCAUAACGAGCCUUAAAUCUGACGUGGCGCAGCACAAGGCUAAAGCUCUUGUCAUGGAAAUGAAGCUUUGCGAGUUGGAGAAGGAGAGACAGAAGAACAACGAGAAGAUUGUUAAGACAGACAAGAUAUCGAAGAUACAAAUGGAGAUUUAUCUGCUAUUAACGAGAAGAUUGAGAUUGAAGACACGAAUCUCCUCUAGGCACGAGAAGAUCAGGAGGAUUUGGCGGAGAAGCUGGAUGCGAUUGAUGAAUACAAGCGGAGCAGAAGAAGCAGUAUGCACCUUUGGUCAAGAUCUCACCAACAGCGACGUUUUACAUCGUGUCGCUAGUAUGGCCAGAGUACAUUUGCUCGAAGGAGGCGAUUCCGAGAUACCGACAAUUGUCACUGUUCUUAGCGCCCCUGAUAAAAACGUCCAAGGCGGCGACCGAUAG